AUGAAUCUAAGACAAUAUACCAUUGGUCUGAUUAUCUUAUGUUCGGUAUUAUGUGGAAGUUCUUCCAAACAUAAGAGUCAAAAUCGUCAUCGUCCUAAAAUGGAAGGCCAGUUUUUUGGAUCAAUUGCUGAAGACACUUAUGUGGUUGAGAUUCAUCCACCUCUUGUUGCAAUUGACAAAGAUGCUCCAAGAGUUCCAGGUCUUAUUUGUGAAUAUCGUUUACACAACUUGCCUGAGAACAAUGGAGAAGAAAUUCCAUUCAUGGUUAAUGUGGUUGACCGGCGUACUGGGGAUGGUGAAAUUGUUUUGAAACCAAACUGGAAUUUCCUUGAUUGCGAAAAUCGAACUGAAUAUUCAUAUUUGAUAUCGGCGCAUGAUUGUGGUGUUGGUCAGACUAGUGAAGGGAAUUACAAAUCUCAACGUAGCUCAACCAAGUAA
Ciona intestinalis (vase tunicate) is the source of this 438-nucleotide messenger RNA. Lineage: Eukaryota; Metazoa; Chordata; Ascidiacea; Phlebobranchia; Cionidae. The record is from RefSeq and is a predicted model, not a curated record.